CUUUGUGGCUCUUAUCUACCAACUCCUAGCGUGUCCCAGUGCGCUCUACAUUUCAACUUUGUUGCUAAUCAUUUAUAUUGACCCCAUUCGAAGCUUCGCACCUUCUUACUUGCAGUGUUGUUUCCGCGUGAUUUGGAUAAGCAUUUCGUUUAAGAAGGCUCCUGUGUUCAAGGCUGCAACCCACACGGGCAGGUUUGUAGCUCCAUUCUGUCUUCGUUGAAGGCAAGGGGACGGGAACUUAACCAAGCUGUCUGGGGACCCAAACUUCACCAAGUUAUCUCUGAUCGGUUCUCGGUUUUUGUUGAGAUGGUCGAUGAACUGAAGAAGCGUUUUGCUGGCUUUGCCGAAGGAGUGGUGGUUAUGGUAUGCCCAGUGCUUGUAGCAAUUGCUCUCGACAAGGUCGACGUCAAAGUGUAUGGACACCACGCUUUCUUUGCCAUGCUCGGCAUGGCAGCUAUCACUUUGAUAAUCGGUAUCUGCCCCUUUCUCGUCUGCUGGUUCUCCGGGAUAUUCGUCAGCCCUGUCCCGGUUACCGCUAUCCUGGCAACCCUUUCCUCUUGUUCCCUCCUCAUCCUCACCUGCUUCAUCGCCCAGCUCGUUGUCCCCAAAAACACUUUAAUCAUCUGGGGCGUCGUAUUUGGAUUCCUCGUCCUGCUUCGAGCAGUCGAGUACUACCGUCGAGGGGAUUUCAAUCAGUAUGAACAAAACAAGAUACUCAAUGAAUCACAUGAGUUCUUGACGGGUGUCACUGGAGUUCUCUUUCUGGGGCUGGAAGGUUUGGCACUCGAAGGUCAUGACGAUCCGAUGUUUCAAAAGGGCGGGCCUGUGGCGAACGCCAGCUUCAUAGUUUGCGCUACUGGCGUAUUCAUGAUGUAUCUCGAGAUGACCCCACCUAUAGAUUUCUCACAACAACGUCAUAUUGCUCUUUUGACUCUGACGCUUGACAGCUUCAUGGCUGGUGGAACCUUCAUCCUGUUGAUGCUCGUCAUGUUUAAGCUCAUGGGGCUCUUCGCCCUCUUCCUCUUGGCACCCCCGUUUGUAAUCAUCGCCGUACUUGUGUACCUUGUCGCCUUCGAUGUACCACCAAGAGAACAUGUACCACCCCUUCCCAUCAACAACGCCCCCGCAGGUGAUGAGUCCACACCGGCUUCGCUGGAACUGACAAAAGUCACCUUCACCGGGUUCUUGGCUGUGUCAAUUACAGUCAUCCGCGACACUUCGCCCAGCAAAUUGACCGGCUGUUUCCUACUAUUCGCGGCCGCGGCUAUUGUGUUUGGGCUCUCAUGGAGGCUCCUGUCACAGUCCCACAUAAGGAAGUCUUUCACCGGUGUUUCAUCUGAUCCUUUUGAUUCUUCUGCCAGUCUGGCUUCCUUGGGCACACACGUCUGCAUUGUAAUCGCUACGUUUCUACUACUAGCAAUGGCCUGGACAUCGAGAGGAAAACCAUGCCAAGUAGUGAAACCAUGUACUUGAUAUUACUUUUUCUACACAUGCAUUUUUUUAAUCGCACCUGCGCUCAUAUAUAUGUAACAGGUUUUGUACUAAAUCUGUAAUUUAAUUCAAUUCUUCUUUCAGAUUCA
This is a messenger RNA of Triticum urartu, 1580 nucleotides long. RefSeq lists its product as uncharacterized. The record is from RefSeq and is a predicted model, not a curated record. Lineage: Eukaryota; Viridiplantae; Streptophyta; Magnoliopsida; Poales; Poaceae.